This is a messenger RNA of Amyelois transitella, 9850 nucleotides long. RefSeq names its product protein muscleblind (gene mbl). The record is from RefSeq and is a predicted model, not a curated record. The coding region runs from base 700 to 2079 and encodes 459 amino acids. The transcript is spliced from 10 exons. Gene Ontology annotation, molecular function: metal ion binding. NCBI's taxonomy places the organism in Eukaryota, Metazoa, Arthropoda, Insecta, Lepidoptera, Pyralidae.
GUCAGCUGCUGCUUAGCUUGCUGUUCCGUGUCGCGCUUCUUGUCCGCUUUCAAUGUUUUCCGUUUUAUUUUGUUAUUUCUGUAAUGCAAACCGAAGUUUUAACUAAAAUUUAUGUUAUUGCAUGAAUGUGAAAUAAACUGUGCAGUUUUACAGUGAUAUCGGCCCCUGGAAAGCAAACAGAUCAAGAUUUUGGCCCGGAGUCAUAUCAUUGUAAAAGAGCUCGCUUAAAAAGUUGAGCCCCGCACCGCACCGGCUUGUUCGCUGACCGCCGAGCCGCUAAUCUCGCUUUUUCGCGCCCCGCCGUCGCCCGCCAGACCCGCACCGGCCGCCGCCAUGCUCGCGCACCAAGCACCGCUCGCCCUGUACUAAAAUCAAUCGUCAACAUCGAUAGGAACGAGUGUGAUAAUAAUAAUUUAAUACUUGCCUAAACAAGCUUGCAACGUCGGUGUCUUUAAAUCUAACUUAAUUGUAAGAUUAAUCUUGUAGAAAUAACGUACGAAUUCGUAAUUUUCUUUCGUCUUUCGCCGCCGCGUCCGCGUGUGUCGUAGUGUGUGGUAGUGAGGGUGCGUAGUCUCCGCAGCAAGAAGUGUGAGAAGUGUAUGCUUGGAGCGCCCAGGCGCUUAACCCCCGCGGCCUAUGAGCCGCAGUCGCACAGUGUAACUGCGCGCUCUUUUUACCCCUUUGACUACAUUGGCAACGAUGGCCAUGGUGAACAUGAAUAGCCUUCUCAAUGGUAAAGACUCUCGUUGGCUGCAACUUGAAGUGUGCCGAGAAUUUCAACGGAAUAAGUGCUCGCGACCAGACACCGAGUGCAAGUUCGCGCAUCCCCCGGCAACCGUCGAAGUGCAGAAUGGAAGAGUCACUGCUUGCUACGACAGUAUCAAGGGUCGGUGUAACCGCGAGAAGCCACCCUGCAAAUACUUCCAUCCCCCACAACAUCUCAAGGACCAGCUGCUGAUAAACGGAAGAAAUCACCUCGCGUUGAAGAACGCGCUAAUGCAACAGAUGGGUCUAACGCCUGGGCAGGUGCUGCCUGGCCAGGUCCCCACCGUGGUGGGCGGCGUGAGCGGCGCGGGCGCGGCCGCCAGCCACCUCGCCGCGCUGGACCCGAUAUCUCUGGCCCUGCUCGCCCCGCAGGCGACGUCGCCCUACCUGUCGGGCGUGCCCGGCGUGGGGUCGACGUACGCGCAGUACUACACGCCGCAGCUGGUGCCGGCGGUGCUCGGGCACGACCCGGCUGCCGCUGCUGCCUCGCCGCUUGGCGUCAUGCAGCAACCCGUCUUGCAGCAGAAGCUGCCGCGCACCGACCGCCUAGAGACGGCCGCCGCAGCCCAGCAGCCGGCAGCGAGCGCGACUUCGGAGCCGGGCAAGAAACGGCCGGCGCCCGCCGAGCUCGAGCCGCCACCGAUGGACAUGAAGAGCGUCGGAUCCUUCUAUUACGAUAACUUCGCUUUCCCCGGGGUGGCAUACAAGCGGCCCGCCGCCGAUAAAGCCGGCGUACCAGUGUACCAGCCGGCGACCACUUACCAGCAGCUGAUGCAGCUACAGCAGCCGUUUGUGCCCGUAUCAUGUGAGUACCCCGCGCCCGUCAGCUCCGCCCCGCCGAGCGCGGCCGCGUGUUCGGCGCCAGCCCCGCCCGCGCUGCCGACGUUGCCUGCGCCCCCGCAACCCACGCCGCCGCCGCAGCCCGCUCCGCCGCAACCCGCCCCGCCCGCGCUGCCCACGGACUCUGAGGACUCGCUGGAGGGCUCGCCGCCCGACCCGGCCGCAAUGGCUAAAGAGGUGGCGCAGAAGAAUUACGCGGCAGCAAUCGCUAUCGCGGCGCAGCACUCUGCUAUGGCGCACGCCGCCGCUAUGUAUACCCAACAAGCGCUGAAGGCGCGCGCCGCGGUUCCAAAUUUGAUGCGAGCGCCACUGAUGAUGAGGCCGGGCUGGCCCGGUCCCCCCGUUCCCAUGCCGUACUACCCACAGCAGUACAUGUACUCGAUGCCGCCGCCCACGCCCCCCGCGGCGGCGGCGGCGGCUGCGGCAGCGGCAGCGGCGGCGGUGAAUCCGUACAAGAAGAUGAAGACCACAUAGAGCGGCGCUCGGCGGAGCGCGGGGCGCGGGGUCUCCGCGUAGAGACUCGUACGUGUGUGAAUGUCACCCCGGCCUGUCGGGGUGAUUAUAGCGCUAAGUGUGCUGUCACAUUUGUAUUGUAUAAUUUGUAAGGACGAAGCGAGCGGAUUCUCCCUCGCGGAUGUCUCGGUAGUUUUACGCUAUAUAUAUAUAUAUAUUCUAUUGUGUAUCUUACUCACCGUUUUGAUCCUAUGCGUGGUGUAUAUUUUCUCAUACCUAUAUACGAUCCCGGUAAUAAUAACGCUUGAGAUGCAUGACUGUACGUUUUUUUAUUACCUCUUGUCGAUCGUCGUUUACCGUGAGUACGUCGUCGUACUGAGAGUUAGCGCUUGGUCCGUCGAUCCCGCUACGUACACGCUUGUUCCCGGAGGAAACCGCACGGGUGCGCUUUGGCCGAUGUGUCGAUCCCGAACCUAGUGGUUACCGGCUUGCGGCAGCGGCCUGCAGCAGGUCGCAGCACCUAACACAGCCGCCUUCUAAUUUUCGCAUGGAUAGAACCCACCACCCCUAUACGUUUGGCUCAUCAGGUAUUAUUCUCAUUAUUCUAGUGGCUCCGUGUGUGCUAAGUGUGCCGGCGUGUUCAUCAGUUUAGUAGCAUUUUCUUUCGGUCGCACUCCUUUUUAUUUAUUUUGAUCGCUUUCUGUUACAUGCCUUCCGAAUGACCGCUUCGGCUGUCGUCCGCAUUGCAAUCUUUUGUCGCUUUAUGUGAAAGGCUGCGCGCCACCAAACGCGCCCUAUGUCGUGUACACGGACGAGCGCGGACAGGUAACGAGUGCCGCGUGCCGCACCGCACCAAACCCACACACGCUGUCGCAUCCUACUAUGAAAGGAUUUACUUUGCUCACUGUCAAAUGUCGUGUCAAUAGCAAAAAAAUCUAUCCGUGUUAGGGCUAGAUUUGCAGAAAGCUACAGUUAUCAUAAAUCUAUUAUGAAACUGAGUGCCGCCUAAGCGGAUAAUACCAAUCGCAACAUAGUAACAAGAAUAUUUAUUUACGCUAUUUUUACUACAUUUGACAAUUAGAACCUUCAUUGUACGUUAGCAAUAACGUAUCUUGAAACCGAACCCUGGCAAGAAAUUCUUUUGAAGUACGAUUUGAUCGGCGCCCUUAUUUUAGUACUACGCUAUAAUAUUCAGCCACGCCAGCUCCUGCAUAUAAAGCUAUCAAAUAUGAUAGCAAUUCCAUUACAGGCUUUCUUAUGUUUGAUGCCGUUGCGCUCUUCCGGCCAAGCAAACAGAGCGAGUGAUCAAUUUGUCUAAACAGGCAUGUACUUACAGAAUAUUAGGUUAAAAUAUAUUGGUGCAAACACACUAUUGUCCCGCUUUUGAAGUAAAAGAUAUUUGACGUAGAAUUACAUAUUUUUUUUAAUACCCAGGACUAAAUAUAUAACUUUGACAGUGUACAAUGUACAUGCCAUUUAAGUAUUUGGAACAAAUAGUUCACGGGCUCUGAUGAAAACCACUUCCUAUGCGUUACUGACAACGCUUGAUAUGACGCUUAUCACUUCCUAAUCCGACGCUAUGAGACUUGUUCCGACACCAAGCUUCCCCUGGGCCCUCGACAACAAACCACGCUCUCUCACCGGCUACCCGCAUAUUGCCUCUACCAAACGCCAUAAUGCUUUGUAAUUUAUGUUGACGCUCGGAUUCGCAAAAUCUAUCACUGAUGGGGCCUCGUCUUCGAAAUAUACUCUUUUAUUACAUUCUAAAACUUAGUGUAGAAGAAAGAGUCAUUAGUAGCUUGGUUAGGGUAGAGAGUAACUGAAAUAAUAGAAAUAUUGUUCAAUUUGUAAUACUUGUACUAUAGUAAGUUCGCCUAAUAAUCGUGGACGAGGUCUUAAUGCUAAUCUUCCUUAUAGGCCUAAUUUUAAUAGAAAAAGGUAAUUGAAAAAGAUGACUCAUGGAAAUGUUGCCUAAAACUAUCGCACUUGUAAAUAUCAUUUAAUUUCACACGUCUCGUAAGACAAAGUAUGUGUUUCAUUUAUAUGGUCUCAUUUUUCCGAAGUUUCUAUCUAUGGAAUGCAUAUUUUGAAUUUUAGAGGAAUUUGUAAUUAAAUGACAUUUCUGAGCGCUGUUAUUAUUCCUUUGGCUUAUUACCCGCUAAGCCAGUAGUAAACCUUAGGCUUGUUUUAAUUUUCAUGCUUUCAACAGACUAGUAGAAUAAGUGCUUAUUAAUAUCGAGCUGCAGCCAAACAUCACGAUCACUUCUAGAACGGGCUAUUCACAGGUCAAGGUGCGCUAAGAUCUAAGCUUUCAUUCGGCCUACAACACACGCUCAAUAACUCAAUCGAGGACAAUUACUUAAAUUUAUUGUUCUUCUACUUCGGCUGAAGACAUCUUUCUCCAUUGUUUGAACAGCAGUAAGGGUGUUUUAAAACAGACUAGAAAUAAAAUUAUUGAUGCCAACCAAAGCCGGAAUAAUAAUAAGGAUAUUCGGAUGCUGUGGCAAUGGCGAACGAAAAGCAAAACUUGAUGGUAAUAGCUUAACAGGCGUGUCAUAAUGUUUCGAUGUCAUCAUCCAUCAGUCAUUAAUCAUGUGCUAUAACUGUACCGAGUAUUUUGUAUUGAACAGUUGAUGCUACAACUUACUUGUUGAUGAUUUUAGUUUUGUAUAGUGAGACAAACUUGCUUUCAAAUGUGGAAGAAGUCACUCUACAGUAUUGCCUUGCUUUACACCUGGUAAGAUACAAUCAGCUUAUAUAAUAUCCUCAGUUUUAAGUGAUUUCCUGUUUGAAGCCUCUACUGAAACACGCCUGUCACUUGCAUGAAUUUCUGCAAUAAUAUCCUCGACGCUGCUACUGUGCUUCUAAUUACUUGUUCAAACAUUUGGCAGUUUCAGUAAAGGUGACUAAAAUAUUUUGAAUAACGAAGCCUUUAUUCUGUCCUGUUAAUAAGUUGACAUUUAGCUGAUUGAUAACAAUUCGCACUAGUCUAACAAGGUUCCAUAUGGCUUGUACAGAAUGCAUUGCGAUGUCACAGUCAACUUCUUGAUGGGAAGUAAAUUUCACCUCUGCUAGUCUCAACUAUCAACUGCUAAUGGGGGAUUAGAUUUUUAUGUAUAAAAUUAAAAUGCUUACCGUAAUUAUUUUCGUUUAGAAAUUAUCGCGUAGUUGGUAGUUGAAAUGACGAACAAGGUGGAUGAAGGAAAGUCGAAGUGAUUUCAGAAAUAACCAUAACACUGUAAAUAGUAUAUCAACUCGAUAAAAGCAACUCGAAAAACAUGGGGUUUCCUUAUAUCAAAGAGUCAGGUAGCGCAAUUAUUCACUUCGACUUUUCUUUAUAAUGCUUAAAGAGCUUCGCCGUUACGGCUUCAAUUCCUCGCUUACGACUUGUUGAGGCCUCUCUGAUGCUUAUUUAAAGUGUUCACAGUAGACGUAAUAAUAUAUUUGGUUUUCUUUUGUUUGUCGUACAGUAACCGCACUCUAAUGGUCAUUAUGUUGCAGUUUGUACUACCACUAACAUGUCACGUCCAGAACUGUCAUGUAAGCUAAAGGUAUAAGUUUAAUUUGACUUUUUACAUUAAAUUUAACAUGCUGUGUACCGCGGCCGCGGCGGCAUGGCUGGUCUCCAGAUAUCAUCACGUCGACACUUGUCGCGCUCCCUCACAGCCUUUUUAAGCUUUGUUAUAGCAACAGUUGGUAUUUAUGGGAACACCUUUCGACGCUACAAAACCUCUAGAACGCCCCGCCCUGGUUACAGUUGUCUAGCAUCAUGCUUUAGCUUUUUUGUAAAAUAUAGUCACGCUUAAAUAAGAUUGGCUGCGCAAUAAUGAUUAUACUUCAAGCGUUCUGCAUGCCAUUUAGAUCUUAUAUAUUCAUACUAUGUGCAUAGUGCGACGUACUUUAACACAACUCUCUGACGGUAACGGAAUCUCACACGAGAAUAACUUUAAGCAAUGGGCUAGUAAUCCAUUAAUGCAGCGUUAAAAUAAUUGUGUAAUAGUAAUGUUAAAUACAAUAUAAAGGUGACACACAUUACGUGAGCGCACGUACUAAAGAAUGCUUGGAAGGUCCGAUCAUAUUGUGCAACGAAUCUUGUAAAGUUAUUGUAAUAUUAAAGCAGCAAUAAUAUUUGAUUUGGAGCAAUUUCCGCCUUCCGUGUGUCCCGCCGAUUUGUGUUUAUGUAGCGACUGAGAGAGUACACACGCAAUGCAAUUGGUUCUCUACCAAACGAACAUCGACAUAACAACGCGUAUUCCUUAUACCAAUAGAACAUAUACUUUUGAGAUCUAAGUUAGAUAGUCAUCCUUUUUCGUUAUACUCGUAUAUUUAUUUACAAUACACUUGCUCUUUGAUAUUACAAAAACUGUUUCAGCAGUAUUUUUCAGACGGCUGUGCAUUGAGGAUGAUAUUCAGUGUCAAAUGUAUGAAUGUCACAACAAGGCGAUGAUCUAGAGUUAGAAUUAACCCUAUUAACAUCAACUCACGAACCAUCGGUAUGACCGGUUACAUCGGUUUUCCGACUGUUUGUGAAGUAGAAUUAAUUUUCUGGACAUAUAGCACGGUUUCGCCACAAUGAGCAAGUCAUGAACUGUCGUAUACAAUAAUCGUAAAUAAAUUCCGAGACAAGAAUAAGUCUGGUAGAACAGAAUAUAUGAGACCGGCAAAGAGAUAAAAUAAAAUAAUUUAAUGAAUUAUUAAAAGACAUCAAGUUUCUUUUAAUUUCAGAAAAGCCUCUCUACUUGGCAAUUUAUAUUGAAGUAACAUUUCAUACGUGACAUGUGAAAAUAUCGUGUUCAGAAUUUGUCUUUGUGGAGUACACAGUGCUUAUAUGGACGUAAGUGACGACAUGGAUACUAACAGGUUCUUGUUGUGUUCACAGUUACUGGACACCCUCCCGGUGUGCCAAGAUUUUAAUCGACAAGGAUGUUCGAGACCUACCUGCAGAUUUGUUCAUAUUCGUGAAGGGUGCGGGCUGCAGGUGGUGGGGUGCCGCGUGGUGGUGUGCCGCGACGCCGCCGCCGGCACGUGUCGCCGCGCCGCCUGCCGCUACUACCACAUCCCCGUUCAAUUGCCGCCAGCCCUCAGACCCCCCUAAAUAGACUUCCUCUCCCCCCUCCACCCCCCCAACCUCACCCCGUACCCUCAUUGCCACACCUUCAUCUUCAUUCCUUCCUCCAUCAUUUAAAGCAUCCAAUUUUUAGACGCGUUAUGCCAGACGAGCGAAAUGACAGAUAUUCAAAAUACCAACGUCAUUCCCAAAUACCAAUAAAAAUACAGCCAAUUGGAGCCAUGGCUCUUUUUUGUUUAACUUUAUUGUGACUUCGCAUGGCAGGUGUUUUUCAUCGACAAAGUGCGAUAUGUGGGUUAAGACUGACAUGCUGCAUGACUGACGAUGCAAAGCCUGUCAUAUUUUGUCUGGUGAUAUUUAUGCGUAUAUAUUUCUCCCCUUACCCGUCCCUUAGCCAAGCGUCGCCCGCGCCCAGUUAUCCAUAUCGAUCGCGCCUCUGGCACACUCGGGGAAGUCCCGCGGCGGAGGUGGUGAUAUUUAGUGAAUAUCGGUUAGUGUAGCGACGAGGCCAUCCGGCCCCGUCGAAUGUGAGUAGUAGUCUUCGGGAAGGAGUGUGUACAUAAGUAGCGGGAUAUAUUUCUCAGGCACGGUCAUGCGAUUGUGAUAUGAAUAGAUUUCGAGACGCCGGAGCCGUUUGAGUAAUUUUAUCGAGAUCGUACCGAGAUUGUCGAAUAGUAGUUAGUGAGGUUUCAAAUGUUUUAUUACUAUUGUAUAUUAUUUUUUAAGAUACGAUAUGAGUUCCUGUAAAGAUCGGUGCGCGCAGCACAGACACUUUGUUGUAUAUAAGCGAUAUAAUAUGUACGGGUGGUGGAGCGGCGCUCGCCGUAGCUCUGCCGACGGCUAUGGCCGGUGUCAAAAGUUGCAUCACCCCACUCCUAAUGUGAGCAUUUUGUGAGAAUUAUGUUACUUUUUAUGUACGUUAUGAAAUUAUGUUUUUCUAGAUGACAAGUUUUACACUAGAUUAGAUUAAGCGAAUCAGUAAUGGAACACCAAUAGCGUAGCCGCUUCUCUCCUUCGGCACCUGAAACUUUUGACGCCGGAGCACAAUUAUUGUUCACGUCGGGUCGAGGCCCGUCACACUUAGCAUAGAGUAUCACGACACUCGUAGAGUGAUAGAGGACAAACAUUCGAAAUACAAUGAACGUUAUCGGACAAUAUUUAAAAAAACGAUAAAGGCAUACUUCCAAGCUAUUAACCUAAAUUCUAGGAUAGAACGUCGGCUUUUAUUCCAGAUAGAUUUUGCUAGAUAAUCAUUCUUUUUCCCGAUCGAAUCCCGUCUAUCAAAGCACAAAAUAUUACCGACGAUCGAGUCCGAUUACCUCUCGGUGAGUGCAGCAUAAAGAAAUAGCUACCUACUUAUAUUGUUUUCGACACAAACAGUAUUAACGUUUUGAUCAAAUUUAUCUCGUCGUAUGUAUGUAGAGGUGAUAUGCGGAUAGUAAGAGAGUGAGAGAGGCGGGAGCGCGUCGCCGGCGCGGCCUGACAGUCUCCGCUGCGCCGGCGCACGGCCCCGAGGGCAUGGAAGCCUAAUGCCUAAUAUUAUUCCUAGUCCAUAUCCUUUUUGUUGAUCAGUCAUGCGAUUAAUGUUAGAAUAAAUAUUAAUAAUUUAAUUUAUUCCUCCCAUUUAGUGGAUAUUUUGAUAAUGAUAUAUUAAUAAUGAAAUAUUUAAGAUACAUAAUACAUAUUUGAUUCUAAAUCCUGAUAAAGUGACACUACUUUAGUAAUUUAGUCGGGGGGAUACUUGUGCCGUGAUUAUAUUUUUAGGUAUAUAUUAUGAAAUAAUUCCUAGCGUCGGAAUUAAAGAAGUGAUUAAUGUGUAAGCGUGUUAUAUUUAUUGUCGUAACGUAAGUGGAAUGCCAUAUCGAUAAAAGGUGAAUAUCGGAGUGGAGUCAAACUCAGUAGUAACUCGUUGCGUUUGUUUAUGUUGGUUGUUAUAUCGGUCCCGUGCUAAGUGAACACUUCACUUUUAUCAAUACGGCACUAUGACUCUUAUAUAUAAGUUGUCAUUUUAUUUUUUUGUUGAAAUUUAUCUGUUCAUGAAUUAUUUGUUGCCUAUAAUUUUUAUAAUCAAAAUUUUAUGAUCUGACGCAUUUAUUGUAAGACAAGCGAUUACUUUUAUAAUUAAUUAGUGUGAUAAUAUAAUUAUGGUAUCAAAUUGCCGUUGUAAAGAUUGAACAUCGAAAGUAUCCUUCCUGUUUAGAAGGGACUCUUCAGGCCCGAGAUUUCUAGCGGAUUUUAUAUAUUUUUCUUUUUGUUGUAUUUUUAAUGUUGCGUGUGUCUUACACAUAAUAUAUUUCAUUUUUGUGAUAUUUUUAACUAUAAAGUACUGUUAUUAUAAUGCAUAAUAAAAGAAUAAUGAUGACCUAAUUAAAAUAUUCAAGAUAUUAUUUGUAAAUCACAAAAAAAAAAUGUAAAACUGUAAAUAUAUUGACAAAAAAAAUGAACUGCAACACAAUAAUUGAUUACUAUAUCUCUCAUCAAAUACAUUGUAAGUUGUUUGAGUACCUAAUAUUGGUAUCUUAUAAUGUAGUAAGUACCUACAGUCUACUUUAAUGCUAAACCGGUCCAGUGAACAAAGUAUUGAUAAUAUUGUGAACAUUUUUUUAUUCACGAACAAUCACAGAAAGUACAUGACAUUGUAAUAUUAUUUAUGAAAUUACUAUGUGAUGUGAUCUUCGGAUCAAUUUUGAGUACAGCAUAGAUAAUAAACAACUGAAUAUGUGA